Molecule: messenger RNA, 3961 nt
Organism: Sycon ciliatum
Lineage: Eukaryota; Metazoa; Porifera; Calcarea; Leucosolenida; Sycettidae
Exons: 13
Coding region: 265-3210 (981 amino acids)
Molecular function (GO): protein binding
Source: RefSeq, a predicted model, not a curated record
CUAGCUGGACUCGUACCGUGCAAGGAACCUGUGAGUGUGACCUUUCGUUAUGUAGCGGAUGUUGAACGUGAUUCUCGGCUUGGAAGUUCGUUGUUUGAAAAAACAAAAAUUGUUCCCCUCAGAUUGAGCUGAUCAUCCUCCCUCUCUUCCAGGCUUCCUCUUUGGCUCAGUUUUCAUGUAUGUCAAGUCCAGUCGAUCCGCUCAUGAAUCAUAGCACCAAGGUGCUCUAUAUUUCGUAGUGAAGAAAGCAGUAUCGCCGAAUAAAUGGACGAGAGUUCGGAGUCUGAAGUUUACGAAGUUGAAAAAAUAAUUGAACAUCGGAAAAAGGGACGUUCGGUGAAGCUGUAUGUCAGAUGGAAGGGCUAUGGAGAAGAAGAAAACUCCUGGGAGCCUCUGAAGAAUUUGUCUGGGUGUCACGAGUUGGUCGAAGAAUAUGCACGGUCGAACUCCGACUUCAAAUCACUUCUUUCUGGGCAGGAACACAAGCCUAUUGCUGGAGUUAAGCGAAAGCGUGCAAAGGACACAGAACCGGCCAAGAGCGGACAGUCAUCACCUGUUCACUCGCCUCACCCCAAGCGUCCUCGUCAUCCCAGCCCAGCGCCACAGGGUGGUGAUUGCACAGGCGGCGCUAGUGCUAGAGGCGACAACAAUGCAUCUUCAGUCAAAACCUCACCUGUCCCUUCUAAGCAGCCCGCCAAUACUGCAGACAAAGUUGACAAGGCCAAGAUUAGAGGUAGGAAACCUGCCGGGGCUGCUUCUACUGCUAACCUCAUGGCUGUAGAGAAGACGAGAAAGAAUAUGUCACCUUCAUCAUCCAUGCCAACUCCAUCACAUUCACCCCAGCAAGCAGCAAAGUCAUCAGGCAUGCUUGACGGCACACAGUUGGAAAACCAGAUGGACGUCUCUACUUCUGUUGGUCUUUCCGCUGCAGUAAACCCUGGCAAGACUCCGCCGUCGCAAACCACUCCGGUGAAGAGCAAUUCCGAUAGUAGCAAGCCAAUGGCCCAUGCUAGCAGUGCACCUCCUGACCAGUCGAAUGGCUUUUCAACUGGUUGCCAUGCUAAAACACCUACUGAUGAUACCAAGGUGGAAACAACCAGUGUCCGACGAAAUACACAGAAUACCGGUCAUACACCCAAUGCCAUUUCUCAAUCACAGCCAGCCAACAGCAGUGACGUCCCACUGGUAAACGCCAACGGCAUCGAUGAGAAGGAGGUCAAACCGGUUGUCAAGGGAGCAGCAGAUCCGGAACAGGAUAGUGGGGUGGAAACAGGGCCAAGACUUCAUGAGGAAAUGGCACAGCCACAGUGCAAGGAGGAGAACAUGAAUACUGAUGAAGAGAAUCAGGUAACACCUGAGCAAGUGCAACCCCAUAAUGUCAGGUCAGAAGUGUCACCGAAUAGUGACAACCAUCAAGGGUUACCCAAUAGUUGCACUCAACGAGUGUCACCCAAGGGUGGCAACCAGCAAGUUUCAUCAAAUACUGACCACUUACAAAUAUCACCCAAUGGUUGCAGCAAGUCCCCCGUGGAUGAUAUUAUGUCUGCUGGUCCUGGGACUGAUGAUCGAGCAGUUGCUGCUAAUGGAAGCAAAUCCUGCGGUGCUAUUGAAGCAAAGGCAAAGAACGAUAUGGCGAUGCUCAAGAGAGUAGGACCUAGCUGUCAAGCGGUAGCCGAUGUGCCAGCUGGCCAUGCCACACCUGGGAAAAAAUCCUGCGUCAUUACGCCAGCUUCCAAUCACCCUACAGCUCGUACACCUGGUGUUGUGGAGGUCUUUCAGGCCACAAACUCAACCCCACCUCUGUGGAAGGCACCGACAAGCUCUGCCGAGCAAACGCAAGCAUACUUGACGGUGGAUGCUGUCCAGCAGCUAGGCAGCUUGCGGCAGCCGAACUCCUCUGGAUCUGAUACUUUUACAGAGAACUGGGUCAACUCACUGGUUGGUGUGAAACUGCUGGAACGCGAGGAAACCAUUAAUAAGAAUAUCGAGGCUCUGGACCACCCGGAGAAGAAGAAGAAAAAGGCUACAGUAUCGCCGUGUCUGAAGCUGCCCGCAAGCAAUGCGCCAUCAUCUUCGAAGUCACGGAAGACAGAGCAGAAUGGCAAGCCUACUCAAAUCAAGAAGGCAGAAGACGUGGUCUCUGAUGCUGGUAGCAGUAGCGAGGGCUUGGAUUUGCCAUUUGGCACAGCUAUCCAUGCAGAUAAAGAAAAUGAUAAUGCAGAUUUUGAUUUUGAUGAGUAUGAAGACAGCGAGAUUAUGGCAUCGUCCCAGAAUAAGUCAGCGGUGGUUGACAUGGCUCCUGAUGCACUGGCAACUGCUACAAUGGAAGGCAAUGUCAGCGUUCUUCGUGCGGCUGCCCUGCACAAGGUCAACCUCAACCACAUUGUCGACAGCAAAGGGGCCACGUUACUGAUUACGGCCGUCCAGUAUGGCCAAGAGGAAGUGGUCCAGUUCCUUCUGGAGGAGGUAGGGGGCGACAUCAACAUGCAGCCGCACAACGGGGAGACGCCACUAAUGAUCGCAGCGCAGCGGAACCGCCAUUCGAUUUGUAUGCGGCUCGUACGUGCUGGUGCUCAGCUGGAUGCGCAGUCACUGGCAACGCAGGAAUCAGCACUGAUUAUGGCGUGCAAGCGAGACCAUAUGAAAGUGGUAGACGUUUUGCUUCGCUCAUCCUCCGAUCUCUCUGUGACGGAUGCAAGAGACAUGACAGCAAUGGAUCAUGUGCGCGCCUCCUCGCCAUCACUUGAAGCUAGGAUAAAGAAGCACAGUAGUCGAAUGACCGAAUAUCUACUGAGUGCCGUAUCUGCUCGGGUGCAGCUGGAGGGCACACCCGAGCAGCCAGCUCUUCUCGGCUUUCACAGCUUUGGCGCACCACACAGCACAGCCUACCGCUUUGUGUUUGACUUUACGAAAACCGCAUCACCCGUGAACAUUCGCCUUUUCUUACUGCGAGGCCGCUUGAAGCAAGAUGGUGCAGGAAUGCGUCUGGCUUGGGUGGGAAACAGUACAGUAACAGAUGUGUGCCUCAACAAGGAAGAGGUGAAACCGCAAGUAAAGCAGAACAUGUACCAGCUGUGGCCAUGCCUAGGCAAGAACGAGGUCACAGUCAAACUCGACAGGCUCGGCAUGACCAAUGGCUCUCUGGAGAAAGGUCCUCAGCCAGUGGAUCGGAUAUUCGCAUGCAUAUACAACCUGGUAAAGCACAAGUAAGCCUGCUGGAAUGCCCUGUCAAUGUACAGAACAUACCAUGCCCAGCAUACUGUGGAUCAUCUACAUGUAGGUAGGAGUAGGUCUCCACGCGGUCGUCGUCGUCAACAUGAAAGAAGCUAGUCUAGGCACAUUUCAAUAAUUUAUUUGCUGACGGCGCUCACAGCCACAUAAACAACCCGGACACCUGUCCGGACAUCACAUACAAUAACACGUCUUGCUCUAAUACCCAUUACAAAUUGAUCUUUAGUGCUUUCUUAUUUUAGCGUACAUUUACCUUCUAUUCCAACCUUAGUUCCAACAACCCCCAAUCAUAGUUCAGUCAUAGGAAGCAACCCAAUCGUACCAAUAACCCAGACCAAAUCAGCACUACCAUUGUUAUAUCAUAGCAUUCACUUGUCUUGUUCCGUCUCGCAUAUACUGCACGCCAUCAAGCACAAACAGCCGUUCGCCGUCUUGUAGGUAUGUGUCAAUGUAUGCCAUUUAUAUCACUCUUUAGGACACUGCCGUACAUGCUGGAUUAGUACUACACACACACGCACAACAGCUGCUGCUGCUGUGCACUAUAGCCACUAACAGAAGUAGCACAAUGUACAUACAAACCGAAGAACUGGUAACAAUCUGUCUUAGCACCUAAUCACCGCAAAUGCAAAGCAAGACGGUACCAUUUUUGCCACAAAAAAAGUCUUAUGGUUUAUCUCAAAAGAAUAGCUGUGUUAUUAUGAGGAUGCAAAAUGUUUGUUUCAUUUUUUUU